Conger conger (European conger) is the source of this 1311-nucleotide messenger RNA. RefSeq names its product interleukin 21 (gene il21). Gene Ontology annotation, molecular function: cytokine receptor binding. Lineage: Eukaryota; Metazoa; Chordata; Actinopteri; Anguilliformes; Congridae. Gene Ontology annotation, cellular component: extracellular region. Bases 34 to 477 code for a protein of 147 amino acids. The transcript has 6 exons. The record is from RefSeq and is a predicted model, not a curated record. Gene Ontology annotation, biological process: immune response.
GAAAGAUUUCUGUCACUUACGCGCACUUCAACAAUGACAAUGCAGCUGCUCAACUUUUGCCUUCUAGUAAUUUUGGGACACAUGGCGAUGGGCGUCCCACUCAAGCAAAUUCAGCUCAAACUGGAAGAAAUGCAGAAAGAUUUGGAGAACCUAAACAAAAGUGUGCAGCACCAUGGCCUGAUGCUGAACACACCCCAGACAGAGGAUAUAAAGGAGUGCUGCACUGGUCAUGCAAUGCUGUGCUUCGGUGAGAAACUGGAUGCGCUGGACAGCCAAAAGAGUACCAAAAAACUACUUGGCAGGAGCUUACAGAAACGAAUCAUUCGAGAGAGUGUCAACGAUUGCAGUGAAGAUGACACAAAGAGUGCGAACUGCCCUGCAUGUGACUCCUACCCCCUGAGAGACAGCAGAACAUUUGUCCAAGCGCUCAAAACACUACUUCAGCAGUGCACUGCCAAAGUGGGGUACAGACGGUGAUGUCUGAAUCAGCCCGACACACUACUUCACCAGCCCGGUCCCUGGAGACGCUUCCUCUGCGACACGGGAGACGUUUCCUCCGUGGCAUGGCUCAUUUACACGCCGCUGUUCACAGGCUCUGCGCGGGGACUGGGAACCACCUCUUCUGUGUCCAUUCAGCUGUACUCCACUCAUAUUUAUUCAUUAUUUAUCUAUACAUUGAUGUUGAACAAGCAGGUUAUGUUUUUUACAGAGCAGGAUAUUAUUUUAUAACAUAAUAAUUUAUGUGUGAUUUCUGUCUGAAAAUGAUGUACAGAGGGAAUGUCUUCCCUGAAGCUAAAAUGUCUGCCACUUAUUUUCUCAAUAUGUUGUAUCAGUGUAUCGGCAUAGAACUCCAAUUACCUGAAUCAUACUGUCAUUUUUGUUAAACUAAAUCUGUAUAGGUAUAGAACAGUGUCUUUUUGUCUCUGCACAGUCAAACCUAGCAAAUGACUGUUCUGGGACAAUGUGAGGCAUUCACAGGGUUAACCACAGCUGACUCUUCUGAAAACCUUUCCUUCAGCGCCACCUAUGGACAUGUCCAGUUAGCUCAUAAUUGGUCUGCAACUCAUGUAAUUUAUGCACUCACUCAUUAGUCAUUUUAUUUAUUAUUGAUGCUAUUUAUUUGUGUAUUUAUUUCAGAGAUGCACAAACUAACCUUUUUUGGAUUGCUGAGAUGCAAAUCAGCAAACUGUCCAAAAUGGUUUUAACAAGCUUUGUGUGCCUCCAGUUAAACUCAGUGAAAAAAAAAAAGGUUAUCUCAUAAUGAGAAAUACAAUGUUUGUAUCAUUAUACAAAAUUCUUUAUGUAUUUUUU